This is a messenger RNA of Ictalurus furcatus (blue catfish), 3580 nucleotides long. RefSeq names its product epithelial splicing regulatory protein 2 (gene esrp2). Bases 246 to 2369 code for a protein of 707 amino acids. Gene Ontology annotation, biological process: regulation of RNA splicing. Gene Ontology annotation, cellular component: ribonucleoprotein complex; nucleoplasm. Lineage: Eukaryota; Metazoa; Chordata; Actinopteri; Siluriformes; Ictaluridae. The transcript has 17 exons. Gene Ontology annotation, molecular function: mRNA binding. The record is from RefSeq and is a predicted model, not a curated record.
CAGCCAAUCGGAGAUCUCUUCUGGGAGAUUGACUCUGUGUUAGGAGGCCGAGCCAAAGGCAGGUAACUAAAAAAAAAAAAAGAAAGAAAGAAAGAAAGAAAAAAAAGGUUAGAGAGAAAAGGCUGGAGGGCUUGUUAUGGGGUUAGCGUGAGAGAAACGAGCAAUUUUGUCCACCCUUCUUUACCAGUCAAACCAGUAACUCUGGAUAGAGCACACUCGAGCAGUUUUUACCCUUGUGGUCCCUGAUGGCUUCGCACAGUGAUACUCUGGUGGUGUUCUUUGGGGCAACAGCUGGUGCAAAUGGGGGUAAACUGGGGUCGGAUGAGAGGGAAAUAAUUCUGUUGGUGUGGCAAAUUGUGGAUCUACAUGAGAAAAAGGUGGGGAAACUUCAGCAGCGCCUGAUUAAACCAGACACUUUGGAAUUAACAGAUCAGUGUGAAGAGGAGACAGGAUUGAGUGUGGACGAACUUUGUAAAGCAGAGCCUCUGGACACGGUUCUUCAACAGUUCCAGCAGACCGUGUCUGCAGAACUUAAAACUCUGGGCAGAAGCUCCUACACGCUGUGUGUGGACGGACCCCUCCUCGUCCGACAGGCCCUUCACCCUGAGGCUUCCAAGAAGAAUUUGGUCCUGCCAGAGUGUUUUUACUCAUUUGUGGAUUUAAAAAGAGAGUUUCACAAAUGCUGUCCCAACGCCGGUCCAGUGAAGGACCUCACCCUUCCAUCAAUGCUCGAAUAUGUAUGUCUCCCAGCAGUAAGCGAGCAGAGGGCUGGAGUGAGGGAGGUGAAGAGCAUGACCAUGAUCAUCCAGCACAUCCUGGCUGAGCCAUACAGUCACAAAUUUUCCUCAUUUGAGACCGUGAAGUACAAGUUUGAAUCUGGAGCCUGCAGCAAGACCGAAGCCGUGGACAGUGAGACAGUGAUCAGAGCCAGGGGGUUGCCAUGGCAAUCUUCAGACCAGGACAUUGCUCGCUUCUUCAAGGGCCUCAAUAUUGCCAAAGGUGGCGUUGCACUGUGUUUGAAUGCUCAGGGUCGCAGAAAUGGAGAGGCUCUGGUGCGCUUUGUAAACUCCGAACACAGAGACAUGGCAAUUGAACGACACAAACACCACAUGGGCAGCAGAUACAUCGAGGUGUAUAAAGCAACUGGAGAGGAGUUCCUAAAGAUUGCUGGAGGCACAUCUAACGAGGUGGCACAGUUCCUCUCGAAGGAGAAUCAGGUGAUCAUCCGCAUGCGGGGUCUGCCCUUCACCGCCACACAUCAGGACGUGCUGGGCUUCCUGGGCCCCGAGAGCCCCGCGACAGAUGGCACAGAGGGGCUCCUCUUUGUUAAAUAUCCUGACGGAAGGCCCACGGGUGAUGCCUUUGUGCUGUUUGCCUGUGAAGAAUACGCCCAGAACGCUCUGAAAAAGCAUAAACAGAUUCUGGGGAAGAGGUACAUCGAGCUGUUCCGCAGCACAGCAGCCGAGGUCCAGCAGGUGCUGAACCGCUACAUGUCCACUCCUCUGAUCUCCACACUUCCUCCUCCUCCUCCCAUGCUUCCUGUUUCUGUGCUGGCUACUCAACCCUUCAUCACCACCGGCAGCAGCAGAGACUGUGUGCGGCUGCGUGGUUUGCCAUACACUGCCGCCAUCGAGGACAUCCUGGAGUUUAUGGGAGAGCACACCGUAGACAUUAAACCCCACGGUGUUCAUAUGGUGCUCAAUCAGCAGGGUCGUCCGUCCGGCGACGCUUUCAUCCAGAUGAAAUCGGCAGAACGAGCCUUUAUGGUAGCACAGAAGUGCCAUAAGAAGAUGAUGAAGGAUCGUUAUGUGGAGGUGUUCCAGUGCUCCACGGAAGAGAUGAGCUUUGUGCUGAUGGGAGGGACGCUGAACCGUAGCGGCUUGUCUCCUCCGCCGUGCAAACUGCCCUGCCUUUCACCACCGACCUACGCUGCAUUUCCAACUCCAGCUGCUAUGCUUUCCACCGAGGCAGCCAUGUAUCAGCCCCCCCUGCUGGCCACUCCAAGAACUCCACAGCCACCGCCACACAGCCCUGCCCCAACCCUUGCUUACUAUUCCCCUCAGCCACAGCUGUAUAUGAACAUGAACAUGAACUACACCACUUAUUACCCCAGUCCUCCAGUGUCCCCGUCCACAUUGAGUUAUUUUGCAGCUCCUCCAGGCUCACUAGCAGCACAGCAUUCUCCUGCUAUUCUGCCUCAGCAUGGCGCUCUGGUGCGCAUGCAGGGACUGCCUUAUAACGCCGGGGUUAAAGACAUCCUCAGCUUCUUCCAGGGUUACCAGUACGCUCCUGAGGAUUACAGCAGUUUGAUGGGAAUGAGCGAUCAGGCCCGUGCUCUGGUCCAGCCCAAAGAGUGGCUCUGCCUGUAGGGGGCGCUCCUCCAGCUCCAGGCGGACUCUGUGCUCGUCUUGUAUAACCUGAGUGGCCAGCGGAGCGGGGAGGCGCUCGUCACCUUCCCCAGUGAGGAGUCGGCGAGGCGUGCUGUGGCCGAGCGCUCCAACCUUCCCCUCUCUGGCCACCGUGUCCGCCUGAUCUGCUGCGAAUGAGCUAAACACUCACCACUUGAAGCCAACUCCAGGAACGAGCGAGGUCUGCACUUCACCUGGAUUCUCUCUCUCUCUCUCUCUCUCUCUCUCCCCCUCCUGAUGCUGAUCUUACCCAGGCGCCCAUGGAGCAGUCUUUCCUCAGUUUGUAACGUGCUACUGCUGGUGGAGGUGCUAGCAUGGUGGAAAUACAUGAACUCCUAUGUAUAUAUGUAUUUAUACAUGAAAUGCAACAUAUAGUUAAAAUUCCUUGUGUAUUCCAGUGUGGAUAUGGAAGACUUGAUGAUGUAUAUUCAGUUUUGUGUUCUUUAUGCAGACUAGCCUAAACAUUAAGGCCAAAAUCACUUCAGCUCUUCCUGCGGGAGAAAUCCCACAAUGAGGAUUCACUGUUUUUUUUUUUUUACUCGAAGGCAGUGCAAUAUACAAAGGCUAAGCCAUUACAGCCUGCAAAAAAGGAAUGAAAACUACUACUGAGGCCUGUUUAAUGCCACUACUGAAUGUCCAAGUUUCUAAAACACCAAUCUAUGCAUCAACCUGGUGCCUGUAGACAACCUGCUGCACGCAAGAUUUUUUUCGUCAUCGUAGAUCAUGUUAAUUAUCGCGUAACAAGCGAGACUGGGCGUGGCCCUUUAUCUACACAAACUUAUUCUUAGUUAAAUCGAAUCCAGAACAGAGCCGUUUUAUUUAAUGCAAGAAACAAGCCGUCGUGGCUUUUGUCUGAUCUGCAUGCUUUCUUUUGCAGCGUUUAUUACUGAGAGAUGAUUUUCUUUCCUAAUCUAUCUAAUGUGACUCGAGAGGCCUUUGGUCAUCACGGUGCCUUUACUCUUCUCCUUUUUGUGCCAUUACUACAUGAGCCAGAGUUCAAUACCAACUGUAAAAAGCUCAACGAGCUUCUCUGGCACCCGAGUAGGCAUUUAAGAUUUGUUUGUUUUUGUUUGUUUUGUUUGUUUUUUUUUUUUUAAACAAAGUUGUAUGAAAACUAAAGAUAAGAUUUAUAAAAGUUAUGUAAACAAUAAAAUAUUAUUCUGAAAUAUCUC